Sciurus carolinensis (gray squirrel) is the source of this 7106-nucleotide messenger RNA. RefSeq names its product FHF complex subunit HOOK interacting protein 2A (gene Fhip2a). The record is from RefSeq and is a predicted model, not a curated record. Lineage: Eukaryota; Metazoa; Chordata; Mammalia; Rodentia; Sciuridae.
UUCCACCAGAGAAACAAAACCGAAGGCCGCCGCCGAGCAGAGACAGGCGCGCGGGGUGCGGGCGCGCCCAGCCCGCGGAGGGCGGCGGCAGCAGGGCCCACGCCCGCCCCUGUGGCGUCCGGCGCCCCGCCGCAGGGCCGGCCUGGCCGGGGCCUCCCCGGGCCGCGGCGGCGCCCCCUGCAGGCGGCGGCGGGCAGAACGGGCGGAAGGAACCCGAGCCGGGCUGCCACCGUGUCCGAGCCGCCGCCGCCGCCGCCGCCGCAGAUCCGCGGGGCCCGCGUCCGCGCCCAACGCCCCCCGAGUCGCCCGCCGCGCCCCCGCGCCGCCGCAGCCGCCCGCACACCGAAGCGGCAGGGUUGGGCCCGCCGCGGCCUCUGCUUCUGCUCGCCGCCCGCACCGGCCUUCACUCUGGAGCGGCCCCGGCAGCCGCAGCAGGGGCGGCGGCGGCGCAUCGAGGAGCUCUCCAGGUCGUCCCGGGAGAGGCUGCUGCAGUCCCGGGACAGGAUGUUCUCCAAGUUCACCUCCAUCCUGCAGCACGCCGUGGAGGCGCUCGCUCCUUCUCUUCCUUUACAAGAAGAUUUUGUUUAUCACUGGAAGGCAAUUACCCAUUACUACAUAGAGACUUCGGAUGACAAAGCCCCGGUGACUGACACGAACAUUCCGUCCCAUCUGGAACAGAUGUUAGAUAUACUGGUUCAGGAAGAGAACGAGCGGGAAUCUGGAGAGACGGGGCCAUGUAUGGAAUAUUUGCUCCAUCACAAGAUCUUGGAAACGUUAUACACCUUAGGGAAAGCUGAUUGCCCCCCAGGAAUGAAACAGCAGGUUCUGGUUUUCUACACUAAGCUCCUGGGAAGAAUCCGGCAGCCUCUGCUUCCACACAUCAACGUGCACAGGCCGGUGCAGAAAUUAAUUCGACUCUGUGGUGAAGUCCUUGCAACACCAACGGAAAAUGAAGAGAUUCAGUUUCUCUGCAUUGUGUGUGCGAAGCUGAAACAGGAUCCCUACUUGGUUAACUUUUUUCUGGAGAACAAGUUGAAGUCAUUGGCUUCCAAAGGAGCACCAAAUGUAGUUUCAGAAGACACAUUAAAAGGUGAAGAUUCCUUGUCAGCUGACACAGGACUGUCCCGUCAGCCAGAGGAGCUGUGUGGCGCCACUGGAGUGGAGCCCACGGAGUCAGAGGAGGAGCCCCCUCAUCAGAUGGAUGAGCUGUCCACAAGCUUGGAUGACCUCAGUGUCACUUCACUGCCAGAGGCCUCUGUUGUUCGUCCAAACCAGGACUACAAUUUAGUGAAUUCUUUGUUAAAUCUCACCAGAAGUCCUGAUGGACGAAUAGCCGUGAAGGCAUGCGAGGGCUUGAUGCUGUUGGUGAGUCUGCCGGAGCCGGCGGCCGCCAAGUGCCUUACUCAGAGCACUUGCUUGUGCGAGCUCCUGACUGACAGGCUCGCCUCCCUGUACAAGGCCCUACCUCAGUCGGUGGAUCCGUUAGAUAUUGAAACCGUGGAAGCAAUUAACUGGGGCUUGGACUCGUACAGUCACAAAGAAGAUGCUUCAGCAUUCCCCGGAAAACGAGCCUUAAUUUCAUUUCUUUCUUGGUUUGAUUAUUGUGAUCAACUCAUUAAGGAAGCGCAAAAGACUGCUGCUGUUGCUCUUGCCAAAGCUGUUCAUGAAAGAUUUUUCGUUGGUGUUAUGGAACCUCAGUUAAUGCAAACUUCUGAGAUAGGUAUUCUGACAUCAACUGCUCUGCUUCAUCGUAUUGUUCGGCAAGUAACCUCUGAUGUGUUGCUUCAAGAAAUGGUGGUUUUUAUCCUUGGCGAACAGAGGGAACCAGAAACUCUGGCAGAAAUUAGCAGACAUCCUUUAAGACAUAGGUUAAUUGAGCAUUGUGAUCACAUAUCUGAUGAGAUAAGCAUAAUGACAUUGAGAAUGUUUGAACAUCUUCUACAAAAACCCAAUGAGCACAUUCUUUAUAACUUAGUUCUAAGGAAUCUAGAAGAAAGAAACUAUACAGAAUAUAAACCUUUGUGCCCAGAAGAUAAAGAUGUGGUAGAGAAUGGAUUAAUAGCAGGAGCAGUAGAUCUGGAAGAAGAUCCAUUAUUUACUGACAUUCCACCAGAUAAUACUUUGUCAAACUCAGAGUGGCUUAGCUCUUCACCUCCUGCUACUCCAGACCACCCCAGAAACGAUGGGAAAACUGAAGUCCAUAAAAUUGUAAAUAGUUUUCUAUGUUUGGUCCCGGAUGAAGCAAAAUCAUCCUACCAUGUUGAGGGCACUGGAUAUGAUACCUACCUCCGAGAUGCUCACAGGCAGUUCCGGGACUACUGUGCUAUCUGCUUAAGAUGGGAGUGGCCUGGGUCUCCGAAAGCAUUGGAAAAGUGCAAUUUAGAAGCACCUUUCUUUGAAGGUCAUUUUUUGAAAGUUUUAUUUGACAGAAUGGGCCGAAUUCUUGACCAGCCAUACGAUGUGAACUUGCAGGUGACCUCAGUGUUGUCCAGACUUUCCCUCUUCCCUCAUCCACAUACACACGAGUACCUUUUGGACCCCUACGUGAACCUGGCCUCGGGCUGUCGAUCCCUCUUCUCUGUAAUCGUCAGGGUUGUUGGUGACCUUAUGGUUCGAAUUCAACGUAUUCAAGACUUUACCCCCAAGCUGCUGUUGGUCAGAAAGCGAUUGCUUGGUUUGGAACCUGAAGGCCCUAUCAUUGACCACAUCACAUUGCUAGAGGGUGUGAUUGUGUUAGAAGAGUUCUGCAAGGAACUGGCAGCCAUCGCAUUUGUGAAAUACACGCUUCCUCCGCACCAUGACUGGCGUCUGAGUCACUAGGGAUCUGGACGAUGGUGUACAGUUCAUCAGGAAAGCCUGAGUUCCACCCAGCCAAGAGAGGACGAAAGGCCUUUUUAAAUCAAGAACUGCUGUAAACUGCACAGAACUGUUAAGAACCAUCAAGUGAACACGCAAUAAAAUGCGGCACACUGUUUUCGUUGCUUUAUUUAUCACAGUAGUUCUCUCUAGAAUUGCAAGUUGUUCGACCCAGAUGCAGUCGAGGGACCUGCAGGAAAUAAGCAUUUCCAACAACUGUGUGAAAGCUGCACAAUUUCUGAUGUCACGACUUUGAUGAUACUUCUGUUUUUUUAAUAUCCUUUUAGGCAGCAAGGCAUUUUGACAUUCUCUGGGACUCAAAUGCUUAUAUUCUUUUGGAUUAAUAAGCAUAAGCAGCAAAAAAAAUUACUAAUUUUAUAACUUUUUAAGGUUAAGAUUCUUAUCAAGCAAAAAUAUUUUAAAAAAACUGUAAAUGAGAAAAAAAAAUAUAAUUCAGGAACCAACAAAGGAAUUAAGUUAAUUAUAGGAGAUAAAAAUGUGUAGAGCAACAUUAACUUUCUUCAGCUUUUCUAAGAAUAACAAUUUAAUAUGAUAAAUUCUUGAUUAAUAUAAUAUAUAUAUAUUUUUAAAGAAACAUUCUUUUACUCCUCUGUGCACAUAGCCAUGUUAAUGGUUGAUUUCCAUGUCUGGGUCCCAGUUGAUUUAAAUUGUCAUUUUUGCAGCAAUAUUGAAUAUAUAUGCUCAUCAUUGGUAGCAUUUGCUAAAAUAAUAUUUUUAAAAACUAAUUAAAUUAACACAGACUGGGUUGAGAAACUUUUUUCCCUCCCUCUCUGGAAAUUGCUUGAUGGAAUUGCUUUGUACUUGGUUUUGUUAUUGAGGUGCAUGGUAGUGUCCAGGUGGGGAGCCAACUGAUAACUCUUAGCAAUCCAAUGCCAAUGGCCUCUUACUGUUUACAUUUUUUUCAUUUUGUUGGUUUGUUUGUUUGUCUGAAAUGAUUCUAAAGAGAUUAAACAAAGUCGUCUUUUAAAUGUCCUGUUUACAUGUUGAAGAAUUGUGGGAGCUGGGAGCUGGAGGUGUCCAGGAGUGGGCGCACAUGGGGUGUCUCCCUUAGCCAAGCUGCGCUGUGCACAGCGCGCCCAGUGGGCUGGACAGCUUGAUGUUUGCUAGUGUCUUUCCAUUCUGUCUGUGUGAUGCUUAUCAGUUGUUGCUUUUAAGCUUUUUGUUUGUUUAAGUUGAAAUGUUAAGCAGCAGCACUUUCCUCUGCUCUUUCCACUUGCUAAUAUUUGGAGGAGAGACUGUCACGUUCCAGCUGGAGAGACGUGUCUCUACCCUCUUGAGAAGCCAUUUGAUGUAGGAUGUUUGCAUAUACACAUCACAUGGCCCUGCGCUUACAAGCAUGUUUUACACCGAUCUGCUCACUUUGUUGUAUUACUGUUUCUGAUUUACUUUAUAAUUACUUUUCAUUAUUAAGAAAAAAACUGUCAAAUGAUCAUGCAUAGUCUCAGCUCUAGAAUGUGCACCGUUGUUAAGAGGACUAAAUUUCUUUUUUUUUUAAUUGUUUUUAUUUUUACAAACUGUGUUUUGAUUCAUGCUACACAAAUGAAGAAGACUAAAUUUGUAAUUUGGUGCAAAUCUUUCUUAGCUCAUAAAAAAUGCAUUAAGUAAAACAGUGGAGCAACAAAAGCCAGAGAGUUACUUCAUGCAGGAUUUUCUUUCAGUGAUUUUGAAUGACAGGAAAACAUUCAGUUUGCUAUAUUUAUUGUAGUUUACUCAAAGAACAACAUCUCCAUUUUAGGUGUAGUUACAAUCUACUUUGAUGUAGAUGUAUUUAAAAUAAAGCAUUAAGAGAUAUUAGAUAUUUCUUAAUGUUUUCAUAGUGCUUAAUAGGUAUAGUAGCAGUGAUAUUACGUCUCAAACCAAAUAUGUUCUUAUCCUUGAUUUCACAAUGGGACCUUAUAGCUAAUCCAUGAACCAAGCUCAGAAAAGCUUUAACUCUUAUAUUUGAUGUACAUAUGCUGCUUCUGAAAAUAUAAUUUUCCUAAGUUAUGAUGACUUUUAUUUGUGAUCAACUAAGGUUUAAGGUUUUUCUUCUUUUCUUUAUAUAUAUAUAUUUAGUUCAGACCUAGAGUCAGCACAAGUUCUCACAGUGAGUUGGAUUUGUUAACGUAGUACAACAACACUAGUCUUUUUCUCACUGUCUCUCAGAAACUGAAUAUUUCUAUUACUCAGUACUUACCACAACAGUGACUAAAAUGCACUGUGUUGGGUGGAAAGUGCCACCUCAGCCAUUGAUUGCCACCAAGUUCCAAACUGCAUUUUAACCUUGCUUCAUCUUUGUAUAAAUAGGUAGGCACUUUUUUUAUUUUUAACUUUCUAACAGUAUAGUCGUUGGGUUUAUUUUUGGUUAUGAGCCACAUUCUUUACUUGAUAGAAUCAGAUUUGUCUUAGCCAAUUUCAUGGUAGUACUCACAUAACUGUAAUGUUCUCAUAAUGCAUCUGUUUGUGCAAUAUGGAAGCUGUGAGUGGGAUUCAUAGCUUUUUGGUUUAACUGUACAUUGUGUUGUAUAUGUGUAUAUACGUGUGUAUAUAAAUGUAUAUAUAUAAGGACCAAAAUCCUUAGCUUGCUUACACUGUUGCUAGUGUAAAGAUUGUUACACUUAAUUUUACGGGGCACAAAUUAUGGAAUUUCUUCAUAAAUUCAUGGUAACAUUUCCAUAAAUGAUUGAAUUAUACAGUUCACCAUUUAAUUAUGAAGCUCAUAGGUAUUGACCGAAGAAGUUACGGUGAAGUGCUAAAACCACAAAUUGUAAUUACACUUUGGGUCGUACAAUAUGUCAGAACAUGCAUGUCAUUGUGACACUUGAUCUGUUAAAACAUGAUAAUCAUACUUCUGGGCCCUGUAAAAUAGUGUUACUGUAAUACUCUGUUGGCCUCCUGCCUUGUUUACAUUAAACAGAGGACAUUUAGUACAUUUUUCUACGUUGUGUAAGUUACUGACAGUGUUAUCAAGGUCUGGACUUCGUGGGCCAUCCAGGGAAAAGCUUUUCAGAUGGUGAUUGUGUACCUACCCUCUCUUCAAAGGAGGUUGUGAUCAAGUUCAACUUUUUGUGCUAACAAUGCAUGCAGGACUAAGAGGGAUAAUCAAAAAAUAAAUAAAUAAUGUAAUUUAAACAAUAUUGUCUUACAUUUUUGCAGAAUUCAAAUCGGAAAUGUUUCACCUACUGAUAAGUCUUAAACAAUGAUUUUUAACUUUUCUCACCUUUGACAAAGGGAUAGGGCACACCAAUCAAUGGGUCACUGCAGUAUUGAUUCUAGGGAGAGGAAAAAAGAAAUACAUCCAUAUUUAUGGAGGAGGUCAGUCUAACCCAACAAUUUCCCUGGGUAAAUCUCAUAUAUCCUCUAGUGGCCUCCUUAACAAUCACUCCUCUAAAGGAAGUCUGAGAAAAACAACUAGUUCUAAAUAUUAUUUCUUAACAUUUUCCAGCACAUCUUAGAACCUUUCUUUUUAGCUGAUGUUUAAAACAAUCAGACUGUAGAUUUCCUCCAUUCUCUUGAGAAUGAACCCAAGCCCUUCAUUGGAAACUGAAGGAAAUAUGUAACACAUGACAUAACCAGAAAGAAAAAUAGCCACUUAUUAAUCUCAACCACCAGUAACCUUUUCAGCCAGUGUUAUUCACAAUAGUCUCAGAAUGAAAAUAGAGGACACUAGAUUGAAGGGACAAAGGAGGCAGGGUUUAGGCACCCAAGAGUUGAAAUUAUCCUCUUUGCCCUGAGCUACUUCAAAAGAAAAUUGCUUUUUUGGAAUAUGUAACUGAAUUCCCAGUCCUAAACCUGGUUCAAAUUGCUGUUAAAUAUCUUCCAGUGUUUUAUCUAAAAAACUAGUAAUCCCAAGGGACUCAAAAGAAUUCACAUAAAAUUGUUGAAAUUUUGCUGGAGGAAGAGCUAUACCUCUUUUCCCCAAAAUUAAAAUGAGCAGAAGCACCUCAUACCAGUUUGAUGCUGAAGGAUGCACAGAAGAAACAAUGUUUUAGUUGGUUUUGGGCCAACGAAGGAAGGUGUUGCCUGUGGGCUGCCUCGUGGGAGACUGGGUUCUAACCUUACUUGGUAAGGCCCCGUUUGCCACCUCGGGGAGAUCCACCUAUACCUGCGUCCUGUACACUCAACUACUGUUACGGUUUGAGUAUUGUGAUUUGAAAUGUUUUAUUUCUAAAAAUGUUGUAUCAUUUCUAAACAUAUACCAGAAAUAAUGCAUGUAUUUCAUCCAAAAAUAAAAUGAGAAUUGUUUAUUC